AUGUCCAACGACGCCCAGCCCACCAUGAGCACCAGCGCCGGCACCAUCCGCGGGCUGCACAUGCCGCCGCUCGACGUCGCCACCAGCGCCGCCCACUCCCCGUCGACGCCGCCGUCGCCGACCGAUUCGGUCUCCUCCUUCCCCUCUGUCUCCUCCUCGUUCUUCUUCUCCUCCGGGCCCGCGUCCCCGCCUUUGCACCCCGACACCGACCCAGACGUCACACAUACCGACGACCACGAGCACGAGGCCGAAGACAGCACCUCCGCGCUGAUCAUCCCCUCGCUCACGCUGCCCUCCGCGCUGCGCCGCCCGACGCUUUACGGCCAGGUCCUCGGCGAGCUGCGCGUGCUCGUGCUCGGGCGCCACGGCGUGCGCAAGAGCCGCGUCGCGGAGGCGCUGCUCGAGGGGAACGAGGACCUCGUCGACGUCGACGAGCCGGAGGAGGAGGAGGCGCGCGGGUGGCGCACGCGGGUGUGGCGCGCGAGCUCGGAGUGGGUCGAGCUGCGCGAUGCGCAUGGCCUCGAGCGCGUCGAGCCGAGGCGGAAUGUGGAGGUGGUGAUGUGGCCGGGGUAUGACCCCGCUGGCGACGAUCCCGAGGCGAUUACCGCGCCGAUUGUGAAGCACCUGCAGUCGAGCUUCCACGCGCUGCACGCGCUCAUCGACCCCGCCGCGCCGUCCUCCUCGACGCCCCUGCUCACCUCGCUCGUCGGCGGGCCCAACACGCCCCUAUGGACGCUCGGCGUGCUCGUCGCCGAUAAGGACGGAGCCCUGACGCCCCUUGACCGCGCGAUCCUCGCCGCCCUAUCUCCCUACAUCCCCUUGAUCGUCCUCCCCGCACCGAGCGCACCCGCCGCGUACCCCAUCCCCGCGCCCUCCUUCCACGACACCCACACGCACAUCCACGCUCCGUCCCCGGCGCCCUCCUCCUCUUCCUUACCCUCCGAAUCCCAGCGGCGCCCACCGAUCCGCCCCGCAAGCCGCAGCCGCACCGAAACCGUGACGCUUCCCACCAGGGAUAGAUGGAAAGACGCACACUCCAGUACUAGGAGCAGCAGGGAGAAGGGCCUGUCGGCCUUCCGCCCGCCGAGCGUGCUCGCGCUGCGUUCUGCCCUCUUCCGUUCGCCCGAGACGCUGGCGUUGCUGCGCGGCGAGGCGGGCGAGCGCUGGGUGCGCUGGCGCGCGUCGGUGUCCCCUUCCGCGGCGGCGUCCCCGCGCUCCAACAGGGGGAGGGGGCGCGGGCGCGGCCAGGGACAAGGGUGGGAUAAGCGGAGGUGGGAGGAGGAGCUGGCGUAUUCGCAGGCACAAACUCAGACGCAAACUUACACGGAGAAGGGGGGGGAGAGGGAGGAGGGGAGGUGCGCGGAGGCGAUGGGCCUCGGUAUGGACCCUUUGCACGUCCCGAGUCUGUUCGCGGUUGCAGUUGGGCUGUUUAGGGGUGAAGGGGGCACAGGAGGGAGCGGGGUGGGGUGGGGGUGGUUGGUUGUCGCCGCCGCUGCUGCGUUUUGUGCGGGUGUGGGCGUGGGGUGGGGGUUGUUGAGGAUGUGA
Molecule: messenger RNA, 1545 nt
Organism: Gloeophyllum trabeum ATCC 11539
Lineage: Eukaryota; Fungi; Basidiomycota; Agaricomycetes; Gloeophyllales; Gloeophyllaceae
Exons: 3
Coding region: 1-1545 (514 amino acids)
Source: RefSeq, a predicted model, not a curated record